This is a messenger RNA of Zea mays, 2077 nucleotides long. RefSeq names its product protein FAR1-RELATED SEQUENCE 5-like. The transcript is spliced from 8 exons. The record is from RefSeq and is a predicted model, not a curated record. NCBI's taxonomy places the organism in Eukaryota, Viridiplantae, Streptophyta, Magnoliopsida, Poales, Poaceae. Gene Ontology annotation, molecular function: zinc ion binding. Gene Ontology annotation, biological process: regulation of DNA-templated transcription. The coding region runs from base 533 to 2077 and encodes 514 amino acids.
CAGUAAGUGGAUAAAUUGUUCACGUGAAGGUAAAAGUGCAGCUAAAUCAAAUGAUACACCUAGGAUGAGGAAUAUAUCAUCGGGGCGUACGCAAUGCAAAGCUGGAAUAAAAUUAAAAAAUAUAUAUGAUGAUGAAAACAAAAUGGUUGUAGCUACAAAAAUUGAACUGGUAAACUUGGAGCAUAACCAUGAGUUCAUAACUGACGAAGCAGAGAAACAACAUUUACGUUGCAACAAAAUUAGGGAUGCUGAGUUCAUAAAUUUUGUGGAUGCAAUGCAUGAUAGCCGAGUGCCGCAGCAUUGCAUAGUUGAUUUUAUAUCAGAAAUGCAUGAUGGGCCGGAGAACGUACCGGUAACUGCUCAAGAUCUGAAAACAUGAGGGCAGCCAGGAGAAGAGAAAAUUGCUCAAAUGAUGUAGCCAAACUUUUGGCUUUCUUUAGAGAAUGCAAGAAACAGAAUCCACAAUAUUUUUUGUGAUUUCCAGCUAGACAAUGAUGGGAAAAUAGUUAGUAUUUUUUGGUCACACGCAAGUAUGCAGGGGGAAUACGCAGAUUAUGGUGAUGCUGUGACAUUUGAUACAACACACAAGACAAAUAUAUAUGAUAAACCGCUGGGCAUGUUUGUUGGAGCUAACAGCCAUCUGCAGUGUACAGUGUUUGGGUUUGUUUUGUUGGGAGAUGAAACUGUACAUACUUUUGAAUGGGCUUUCAAUUCAUUCAAAACAUGUAUGGGAUGCGAGGGUCCAAGAGUUAUGCUUACAGAUCAAGAUCCUGCAAUGCCAAUUGCUCUGAGAACUGUAUUUCCAAAAACAGUUCACAGAUUGUGCUUAUGGCAUGUACAGAACAGAUUUAUGCCAUUCCUAAAUGAGAUAUAUGCAAGGUUUGCUGUUAAGGAUUUUAAAACAACAUUCCAGUCUAUUAUACAUCAUCCAUUAACUCCUCAUGAGUUUGAAUGUGCCUGGGAAAUGAUGCUAGAGGAGUUCAAUCUUCAUGAAGAUAUGACUCUACGCAAAUUAUAUGAAAUAAGAAAAGAAUGGAUACCUGCAUUUUUUAAAAAUGACUUCUGUGGGGUAAUGGUAUCUACACAACGAAGUGAGAGCAUGAACAGAUUAGUGAAGCAAUCACAUGUAGAUGCGAACACCCCACUGCAUGAGUUCGCUAAACAAAUGAUGAAAAUGUUGCACAGCAGGAAAAUGAAAGAAUCAAAGGAGGCAUUGGUGAGCAAGGCACCAAGGACAACAAAUACAUUAUAUAGGUUCAAAGUGAGAGUCUCUAGAGCAUACACCAGAGCUGUUAUGAAUAGAUUUGAGGAAUCAAUGAAAUACGCCACUGCAUACAAAAUAUUAAAGGACCCAGACGGAUGUGAUAAUGAAUGGAUCGUACAGCAUACAAAACGGUCUAAUAAAAUUGUGUGGGGACAACAUCAAUUCAAGAUAACAACAGACAUAGAAGCUGGGGAGUAUACAUGCGAGUGCAAACAGUGGGAACAUACAGGUCUAUUGUGUGUUCAUCUUUUAAGAGCCUUCAUGCAUCUUCAAGUUGAAAAGAUACCUUCAAAGUAUAUAUUGCAAAGGUACACUGUCUCAUCAAGAAAAGAUGUUCCGUUUGAAAGAAUUGAUAAGAGCUUCAGGGGGGAGGAUGGAGUUACUAAAUCAUACAGACAGAAAAUGUUGUUAACGAAAACAAUGAAAGUAGUUCGCCAGGCGUGUAUGUCAAAAGCAGGGUACGAUAAGGCGAUGGAUGUGUUGGAUGAGCUCGAUGUCGUUCUAAGUCGAUUAGAGCCAGAUAUUGGAUGUAAUGAGUCAACAGAUGUUAGUGAUAAUGAGAAAGACAAGGAAGAAGAGUUGAAUAAAAAUAAUGCUGGCGAUGGGAUGGAAGAUGACAAUACAAUUACAUGUCAUAAUAAGGAUUCGCAUAACACCAGGACUGGAUGUGAACAUGCGUUAACAAUAAUAACAACUGGUAACCAGGAGGACAACAUGAGAAUUUCACAUAAGGUUGGUGAUACAAGUUCUCCGUGUCACGUAGCACAUGAACAAAUGGAACAUAUUAUUGCAUCCUUAGAAGCUAAAAAGUGA